Molecule: messenger RNA, 1992 nt
Organism: Dichotomopilus funicola
Lineage: Eukaryota; Fungi; Ascomycota; Sordariomycetes; Sordariales; Chaetomiaceae
Exons: 5
Coding region: 1-1992 (663 amino acids)
Source: RefSeq, a predicted model, not a curated record
AUGUUCGCGUCCCGCGCGCGAUGGCAGCGGUCAGCGCUGCUCUUCGCAGGCGGCGCACUAGCGGCCUUCAUCGCCAACCUCUCCUUCACCAUCUGGGCAACCACGCGGCCCGGCAGCAACAUCCGCGGCGGUGUGGGGGUGUUAUCUGAGGAAACGACGUGCACGCGGGCCAAGACAAUCAACACGGCGGUGCACGUGGCGAUCAACGUGCUGAGUACGGUGUUGUUGGCCGGGAGUAACUACUGCAUGCAGUGUCUGUCGGCGCCGACGAGGCGGCAGAUCGACGAGGCGCAUCGCGUGGGGCGAUGGGUGGAUGUGGGAGUGCAGAGUGUGAGGAACUUGGUGUUUGCCGUGUCGGGGCGGAAUGCGCUGUUGUGGGUGUUGUUGUCGCUGUCGUCGCUGCCGUUGCAUUUGUUUUACAACUCGGCCAUCUUUACCUCGCUCUCCACCAACGAAUACAACAUCACCGUGGUCCCCUCCACCUUCCUCGAACCCAACCGAGCCACCCUCCCAACCUACCUUCUUACCCCCCACCUCACCAACCUCUACGACGCCAUCCACACCGGCGUCCUCCACCGCCUCGACCUCCAGCUCUGCGUCGACACCUACUCCACCAACUUCCAGUCCUCCCACGGCGACCUCCUCAUCGUCACCUCCGCACCCACCACCGCCAACCACCACGCCAACGAAAACAUCACCAGCGCCUCCUCCUACCCGGCCACGUACGCCCUCGACAACCUCGGCUGCGGUAUCCGCCAGGCGUACCAGUGGAUGUGCUCGCAGGCGGGCGAUGCGGGAACGGUGUGUGCGGCGCCCUGUGAGGACUCGGUGGGGAAAUACCGGGCGGACCCGGCGAGCUGGACGCCGCUGGGGGUGCAGGAGGUUGGGGCGUGCUAUGCGCUGCCGACGCCGGAACGGUGUAAGUUGCUGUUUAGUCCGAUGUUGUGUUGGAUUGUGACGGCGUUGAAUUUGGUUAAGGCGGGGUUGAUGGUUGCGACGGCUUUUUGGGGGGCCGGGCAGGAUCGGUUGAUCUUGACGGUGGGUGAUGCCGUGGCGUCGUUUAUGGAGCAUCCGGACGAGGCGACGGUGGAUAUGUGUUUGGCGUCGAAGCAGGAUGUGAUUAAGAGCACCGGAUUUUGGUCCAAGGAGCCGAGGAAGAUUAGUUCUUGGAGGCGGUCCAAGUUUGCUGCGGCUAGUCCGACAAGGUGGAUGGUGUGUGUUUUACUGUAUAUCGUCGCCCUCAUCGCCUGCAUCUUCCUCUACGGCCUAGGCGUCAACAGCAUCGGCGGGGACAAAUCCUUCUCCUCGCUGAUGGCCCUCGGCCUGGCCCCCGUCAGCAGCAAGACGCUCAUGCAAGUCUUCGACCUCCGCGGCGGCGACGACAACCUCCUCAGCAACGUCGUCAUCGCCAACAGCCCGCAAGCCAUCCUCUCCAUGCUCUACUUCACCUACAACGGCCUCUUCACCUCCAUCUCCCUCGCCACCGAAUGGGAUAGCUACGCCACCCACCGCAAGGGCCUCCGCGUCUCGUCCAAACCGAUCCCCCAUCAACGAUCGACUUAUUUCCUCCAGCUGCCCUACCGGUAUUCUUUGCCUUUGCUGGUCACAUCGGGUCUGCUACACUGGCUCAUCUCCCAGAGCAUCUUCCUCGUCUUUGUCGAAAUCUACCGCGACUCCGUCGAAUCCAUCACCUCGGUAACCAACACAACCCGCCCUGUGGAUAAUUUCACAACCUGCGGCUGGUCCCCCGUCGGCGUGAUAACCGUCAUAGCCAUCGGUUUCGCAAUGGUUAUCCUCCUCCUCGGGUCUGGAACCCGUCGACUAAGCUCAACAAUGCCUGUCGCGGGGAGCUGUAGCGCAGCCAUCGCCGCAGCAUGCCAUCCUCCACCGUUGUCGAUGUCGUCAACAUCGUUUGAGGGGGGGAUGAGGGGGCAUUGUUCGUUUUCGGCGGGGGAGGUGGGGGUACCGAGACGGGGGGUUUGGUAUAGUUAG